AGACCCGAAAGCUAGCGAUUCCCAGCUGCAAUUUGCGAUGAACUGGCACUAUCAUUGGCGUUUUAACAGUGGACGUAAAGAAAGAGUAUAACGAAAAUUUUAACAAAAUACUGCUUCGAACAUUCCAUAAUAAACCGAAAAUGAUGUACCAACGCAGUUGAUUAAGAAAUCUCACAAAUAAAAUUAACACCAAUAAUAAAUACAUAUAAAAGCAUCAAAUAUAUAUAUUAUAUUCAUAUUUAAUAAGAGUUUAAAACAUUAAAUUAAACUUUAAGAUACCAACAACAAAUAACAAUAGUUUAAAAGGACUAGCUUUAUAGGCAAACACCUUCCUACAAUUCAAGUGAAAAACAAAAACAAAAAACAACAAUAUAAUAAUGGCCGACAAAAAAAUUGGUGAAUAUUAUGCGCCCCCGCCAAAAAUGGGCAAGUGGGAGGGUUUCAAAAAAUUCCUAUGGAACAGUGAAACUAGCCAAUGCCUUGGACGCACCGGUUCCAGUUGGGCGAAAAUCCUCCUGUUCUAUAUAAUAUUUUAUGCGGCGUUAACUGGAUUCUUUGCUGCCAUAUUUACUGUAUUUUACACAACAUUGGACAAUGAAAAGCCCAAGUGGAUGCUUGACAACGGAUUGAUUGGAUCCAACCCAGGUCUUGGUUUCCGACCCAUGCCACCAGAGGCAAAUGUUGAGAGCACAUUAGUUUGGUAUGAAUCAUCAAAAGAGGAUAAUUAUAAGUACUGGGUUGAUGAAACUGCUCGUUUCCUGAAAUCUUACGAGGAUCUUGAGAAACAGAAUCAAGUAAACUGCAGCUUCGAACAUCCUCCACCAGACGGCAAAGUUUGUGGCAUUGAUGUUGCCAGUUUCGCUCCGUGUACAUUCGACAAGAAUUUUGGUUACCAUGUGGCCAGGCCCUGCAUAUUCCUAAAGUUAAAUAAGAUUUACAAUUGGGUACCAGAAAUUUAUAACGAUUCUAAAACUUUGCCAAACGAUAUGCCUGAAGAACUGAAGCAGCACAUCAAGGAAAAACAAAGUCUGCGGCCCAAUGAGACCAAUGUCGUUUGGGUAUCGUGCGAGGGUGAAAAUCCCGCCGAUGUUGAAAACAUCAAGGCCCGUGAUUAUUACCCACGUAUGGGUUUCCCACGUUACUAUUUUCCGUUCCAAAACAUCCAGGGAUACAUUCCACCAAUUGUCGCUGUGCAAUUUACUGUUGAAACCGGCGUUUUAAUAAACAUCGAGUGCAAAGCCUGGGCCCGCAACAUUAACCACGACCGCUCGGAUAGGAGAGGAUCCGUCCACUUCGAGUUGAUGGUUGAUUAAGAAACACGUUAAACAAUACGCAGCCGAGAGGACAACAGCAUGCGACAGUAUCAGAGCAGCUGAAAUCGAGGAAGCAAUGUGAAACAGGUGGAGUGGGAGAAAGUGAAGAAAAUUAGAAAGAAAACAACAAACAUAAGCAAAGUGUAGCCACAAGCAUAAACAACGGGUUUAUUGCAAGAAAAAUUGCAUUCAAGAUACAGCAGCAACCAAAGACAGAACUAAAAAAAAAGAACAAGCUACAAGAAAAAGGAUUAUUAAAAAAAUCUAGCGCUUUAAUGCAAAUAAAGAAAAAUAUAUAAGAACCUACCCAACGCUACCAACAGAACGCCCCACACGGAAUCUUAAAAAAAACUAAAUUUUUUAGAAACAUUUUAUUUAGUUUACCAUUUAGGCAAAAAAAAGUUUAAAUAAUAUUGGCAGUCCACGAAUAUUAGAGCAAAAUAUGUAUAAUCAGAAAAAUUAAAAAAAAAAUGACAAAAAAAUAUAUAUAACCGUUGUUAAUACCGUUUUUAGACUAGCCACAUCAUGGCGGAAUAUUCUAACGCAUAAUAAAUGCGAUUGUAACCAAUGAACGUUACAAAAGUUGUAUUUACAUCGACGCCUGAAAAAUACAUUAUUUUGGAUUCCUUUGCCGCAUUUUAUUGCCUAAGCAGCACAACAAAGAAUCGCAGGUGCAUUGCGAAAGCCACAAGAACUUUAAGUAAAAUUAAAAUUACACGAAAGUACUUUUUUAUUUAUAAAUGAAAGUUAUUCUUCACUCCACUGCUAGUUUGAUGAAAAUAAUUCCUUCUCCGAGGUCGAACUGGGAGAGUCGUUUAACAUUUAUAACAUCCCAUAUCUUCAGGUUACAUAUGGCAAACACUGCCAAAAAUUCCCAAGAUACGAUGUGGCCAGUAUAAAAGACGGUAAAAAAAAGUUUUAUUUUGCUUUUUGAAAAUUGUUUUCGGGCAAGAAUCAAGAAAAACAAAUAAACGACAAAAGCAGCGAAUUAAACAUUGAAACUGUACUCAAGUUAAAAAAAAAAACAAAAUACAAAUUAAAAUUGUGUAAAACUAUUGUUUUAGUUAAUAAAAAUUUAAUACACUUAUUAAUUGUAAAAUUGGAAAACACACGACAACAAAAUAUACCAACCGAGUAUUGUUUUCUACCUAUAGUUUAUUUUUUUGUUGCAUAUGUAAGCAUGUUUUCCCAAAAUAAAAAAAAAAACAAAAAAAAUAUGAAAUACUUAUUAAGAAAGCCCAAUUUAUAUUCAAUACUUAACAAAAUCAAAUAAAAACAGAAAUUGCAACAAAAAUAGUUAAUAAACAAGAAUAUUUAAAAAAAAAACACAGAAAUGGAAAAAAUUUAAAAUCUUGAAAAUUUAAAGAGCAACUCCGAUUUCAAUGGGAUAAACCUGAAACAAGUAAACAGAUGAAAAUGAUUGAAUAAACUGCUGUUCAAGAAUGAAAUUGAAGCACGGAGUAACUGGUUACAAUAAAAAUGAUAAGCAUUCGAAACGAAAAUAUUAUGUUCACACAACCACAAGCCCUAAAAAUAAUAAAUUGAAAUAAUUCAAAUAAAUAAAACACAAAAUCCGUUUCCAUAUCAUACUAUGUUUUGCAGCUAACCCAAUUCAGAGGAAGACCAAGGAUACUACUUAUAGGGGGACCCGGCCCCCCGUCUUUCACAUGCCAUUUAUUUACUAUCUCUUCAAACACAAAGUGGCAGCGAAUCUUAGUGGAUACGAUUACGAUUAUUUUCACUUACAGAUACAAACUGCAGACUCGAUACUAAGCAUAGCAGGCACUGUUUAGUAAUAUACCAAUUCUAAAAUCAAGCUUUUUAAUUUACCUAAAUAAAAAAUCCUUACAAUAGUUCUUAAUUAGGAAAACCAAUGCCUAAUAAUUAACCCCUUUUUUCCAUCCACUUAUAUAGCGUAAUAUGUAAGAGACUAGCAGAAUGAAGAAAAUAAAUUAAUGUUAUACAGUUUGAAAGUUUUGUCAGAAUAAAAUAACAAAAUACUUGAAUAAUAAAACUAAAAUAAUAAAUUUAAUAAGAAAUAGAUAAAUGAAAAUGGUUAAAUGAAUAUUAAAAUAUAUUACCAUAAAAAGUAAUACAGCAUACUUUCAUGAAAUGAAGUUUAGAUGUAAAUUUCCACGGCUUAAGAAAAUUACAAAAAUAGAUAAUGGGGCCUCUAAUUAAAUCAGAGAAAACUUUAGGAUUAUUUUACUAAAUAGUUUUUUAAAAAUUUUGUUGAAAAAUAAAAUUGUUUCCUUAUUGCCUCAAAUACCCAUAUAAUUGGAAAGUAUUUCAAACAUAUUUUGUUACGAAAAUCGAAGCUAUGAAAAAUUGUUUAAUGUUUUCUAUGGCUAAGCAAGAUAACUAAAAAUGAAGAAAAUAUAAUUAGUUAAGUAGUCUAAUUAAUUGCCUGCAGCAUAUUUUGUCACAAGAAAAUAACAAAUUACUGAAGGGAGAUCUUUAAAAUAGGAUGUUUCAUACAAAUACAGGCAAUCGCUGGCAGAAAAUAAAUUAAAUUUAUUUUCAAACACUCUGGUUCCCAAGGCCUUUAUAAUUUUCAUCAGAAUAUAAUGAUUUUAUAGUUGCAAGUCAUUUUUUAUAUUAUAUGUUACUCCCCCGGCAAAGUGUUCCCAAAACCGCCGAUAAUAUUAAUGGGUUAUCUGGGGUAAAACAAAAAAAACAAACAAAAAAACUUAAAAUAACUCAAAACAAAAUAAAUUAACACAAAAGAUAUGAUAAAACUGCCGUAAACUGUUAAACCUUUAAAUUCCAAAAUUUAAUUUUUUUUAUUCAGAUUUACCAUGCCGAUUUGCGGUUGCCAGACAGAUCUUAAUAAUAGAAAUCACUAUAGAUUCUUACUCAUCUUUAGGCGGCAACAACUAGCACAUAAUUAAAAUGAAUUAUAUUUAACAAGCAUGUAUAAAAACUGCCAUUUUUUACACAAAGUGUACGUAAAAAUAAAAAAACCAAAAGGUAAGACAAACAUAAAACAUUUAACCGUUUUGUGUGUAAACCCAACAGUGACGUCAAUAAAUAUUUCAAAAACACCCUUUGAACAAUUUCUUGUCAGACUUGUCGGACAAAUUUGGAAAUUAAAUAUUGAUUUCCGUCUUGACUUGGACCAGCUUCUAAUCUAUUUAAUUUUCUUAUGAAAGACCAUUACAUUCUUGGGUCAUGUAUUUGUGGUCUUUAGUUCAUUGGAUCUCCCUCAGAAACAAGUGACACUAUGGCGAAGUCGAAUAAUUUUGUCAAAUUUAAAAGUAUUUGAUGUAAUAUGUUGAUUUUAAUUUAAUUGGAUUUUUGUUUCAACAUUUACCAAUGAAACAAAUGAAAAUAAAUGGCAAAAUUAGCGGCAAUAGGAAAAUAUUAAAUAGAAAACUAAGAGAUACAAAUGUAUUUAAAAUAAGUCUUAAAAAUCUAAGGCAACUAUAACAUAAUGACAUAUAUACAUGGAAAUGUAUGCAAUAUGUUAUAAUUAAUAGAACAGAAACAAAGUAAAUUACAUUUAAGUGCAUAAAAUUUAGAUUUUAGUUGAUCACCCUCACACAAGAAAAAAAUAUAAAAAACAAACACCCACGAUACAGGGGAACUUUGGAGCAGCUUAAUAACUUCAGUUUUAAAUAAUGUAUUUAGAAGAAAAAAUUGCAAGCUCUAAUAAAUAGUAACUUAAUAAAAAAAAACCAAAACACAACU
This is a messenger RNA of Drosophila bipectinata, 5003 nucleotides long. It is a transcript of the gene nrv3, whose product is annotated as nervana 3. NCBI's taxonomy places the organism in Eukaryota, Metazoa, Arthropoda, Insecta, Diptera, Drosophilidae. Gene Ontology annotation, biological process: sodium ion export across plasma membrane; potassium ion import across plasma membrane; intracellular sodium ion homeostasis. Gene Ontology annotation, molecular function: ATPase activator activity. The record is from RefSeq and is a predicted model, not a curated record. Gene Ontology annotation, cellular component: sodium:potassium-exchanging ATPase complex.